Molecule: messenger RNA, 3740 nt
Organism: Danio aesculapii
Lineage: Eukaryota; Metazoa; Chordata; Actinopteri; Cypriniformes; Danionidae
Gene: ccdc14
Product: coiled-coil domain containing 14
Exons: 14
Coding region: 136-2793 (885 amino acids)
Biological process (GO): protein localization to centrosome
Cellular component (GO): centriolar satellite
Source: RefSeq, a predicted model, not a curated record
AGUUGUGUUCGACAUUUGUUCCUUGCGUUUUUAAAGUUAGUCAGCGUAAUAAAUACAAAAUGCAAAGAUAAAUAUUUGCUGCUUACUAUCAAACUAAGGUUGAUUCUGCAGAUUUAAUCGAAGAUUUCAUCCCACAUGGCAAGGCAGGGUAUAUCAAGACUAAAGGUGGUCUCGUCAGGCAGACUGACAGCUUCUGGACGAGGACAGAUACACAAGAAAAAGGUUGCUGGGACGUGUGUGUCUCCUCUUGAACCAGGAUAUUCACUUUAUUCUACAGACUCUGAAGAUCAGGUGACAACAAUCCACAAGGGACUUGAUCGAUGUGCUGCUUUACUCAAUGGGAUACUUCAAGCUGAACAAACUGAAUCUAAGCCCAAACCACAGGGAACAAAAACCUGCACCUUCAAAUCCAAACCCAAGAAUCUAUCAAGGAAAUUUGAGAUUGAUAACAAGAAAAAGCAUUGGAAUAAGACAAAGACGGCUGUACAUUUGAGCAAAAGACCAGCGCCAGUUCAGAAGAAGAUUCUAUCUGCCAAGUGUCACGUGGGUUUGGCAGGGCAGCUGUGUAGUCGUAAUGAUCAGAACCCUGGCAUCAGAAAGACACAAGUGUCACAUGAUCAAGCUUCAGGGCUGACCCUAGAACAUGGCCAGCAAAUCUCACUGUCUAACUCUCAGCCUCCUGCCAGCUGUAAUCAUCCAGAUCAGGUUUACACAUCUACUGUAUUUAACACUCGACUGACAACAUCCACACCUGCACUGAGCCCUCAGAGACCUGGAUCAGCUCCCACUGAACCUUGUACAUUGAGCAGUGGUUGCCCAUCUAGAGAGUUUCAUCAGCUGAGGACAAUGAGUGUUGCCAUCCCAUCCUGCCCUCAUGGGUCUGUGGAAAUAUCUGGCAUCCCAAACAAGCAUGCAACUACUUUCUCCAUGCCAUUAGCAGCUCAACAACAGUCUCCAGUUGCAGUUUUACCUCUUCAUAAUAAAUCCUGCACUCCAGUACCAGCCAGCCCGGUCAGCAGUGUUCAUGAGCUGGGGUCUGUGGAGCCAAGUGUCUCAUUGGCAUCUUCCAUUGGAUCCUUGAGCUGUUCCUCGUCGACGUUAACCGAAACACAAAUGUCCAUCCACCCCCAGGUCAGCCACACUGCUGAGACCGAUCCUGAUGGAGCAGUACUGAUGAUUAGCAAUGGCCAGGGGAAUUUGGAAGAGGAUGAUGGUGCAGAGGAUGAAAAGGAAAAGCAUGGGAUGGACAUCACCCCUGUCAGAGACAUCAGCUGUCAGACCAGCACUGAGAAAUUAACAGCUCUGACUCACAAAACCAAAGCCAGUCCAGAGAAAACCGCACAGAAAGUCAUGACGGUUAAAUAUCUGCUGGGAGAGCUGAAGACUUUGGUUGCCAAUCAUGAUGGUGAUGCGGUGCGUCUGAUCUCCGAGGUGGAGCAGAACAUCUCUCUUCUUCCUGUCAUGGUGGGCAGCACCAACAUCCAGGCUGAGAUUGCACUUGCCGUACAGCCACUCAGGAGUGAGAAUGUACAGUUGCGAAGACGAUUGCGAAUCCUCAAUCAGCAGUUAUUGGAGAGAGAAAGAGCAGAACGGCAGACAAGACCAGAGGCCUGUGACAUGGAGGUGGUUGCGUUGCAGUCGUUAAACCUCGCUCUACAAACUCAGUUAAAUGAAAGCCGUGAAGAGCUGGAAGUUCUACAACAGGAGAACAUGAGGCUGCGGAAAGCCACGGAGGACAAAGACGUUGAUUUGAAGCACCUGAAUGACUUGUGUGAGUUGGAGAACAGUCGGCUAAGGCUGGAUGUGAGCGAGGCCUUAGCUGAGAUGCAGAGCUGCCAAAGUAAACUCAAAGCAUCUGAGACUGAAAAGAUGGCACUGAAUUUGAGUCUCCAACAGAGGGAGGCAGAGAUCGGCAAACUGCAGGACGUCAUCAGAAAUCUGCAGAAAAGUCAGACAAACAACAUGAGAUAUUCUCCUCAUCCUGAUGUGUCUCAACCAAAUUCCCAGCUCACUAAGAGUGUUCUGGAACUGCAUGAAGCUGCAGCGUUGGAUAAACCUUCAAAUUCAGUAAAGACCUACCUUCAGACCCUGGAGGACAUAAGACAGCCCUCUCCUUCCAACCACAUUAAAUGUAGGUCACAGACAUUACAUCCAGGUCAAACUGAUGGUGAAAAAGAUUAUGUUUUACACUCGGAUACAAAAAUCUGCUUAAAAACAGACAGGGAUGUACACAAACCAACCUUGGAAACCAUAGCUGAGGACAUGCCACAGUUAGAAGAUCAGAAAAAAACUGUGUUUGCUCCUUUAAGAGAGACUCCAUUGGUGCAGCUUGCUCAUAGUGAUCCAUUCACUCACUGUAAUGAGCAAAUAACAGCCAGAAAUCACAGGAAAGAUGUGGAUGUUAAGAUGAAAUAUAUGGGUCAUGGUCUUGAAAAGCUGGAUAUCUCUGAUGGACUCCACAUACAGGAUGCGAAAUGUGAGGGCCGAGAUUAUCUUGGUGUGGGUUUACAUUUAAAUCAGCAAAAUAAAGGACUAAACAAUCAACCAGUGCAAUCCCAAUAUGCCCGUCGAUUCCCGCAGUUGACUGUUCAGUCUGCUUGCACUGGACGACCUUCAGCGGUGGACAGCACUUUUUCCUCAUGUGAUAUUAAAUCUUUAGCCUCUGAUUGGAGCAUAAACUCCUGGUCCACGUUUAACACACAAGAUGAGCAGAAUUUCAGGGACGGGCUCGCAGCACUAGACGCCAGCAUAGAAAGUCUGCAGAAAACCCUGAAAGUUGAUCUGAACAAAUAAUUUGGUAUUUCAGUGUGCGCUGCGUUUUUUUAAUCUGACUACAUGCACUUUAUGGGUGUUUUAUUUGUUUAUUAUUUUUUUUUAUUAAAUUAUUAUGUGAAACUAUUGUGUGGCUAUAUUUUCAGGUGCUGUGUAGUAUCAUUGCACCUGCUGUAGCCAUGGUAAGGCAGCCAUUCGUCCUUAGUGACUUCGUUUUCUGUUUGUCCUAGUAUAUUAUGUAAGUGUAUACAGAAGAGUCAAGCUUUGAACAGGAUAAUUAUCUAAACUCUGGUCAUUUUGAGCGAGAUUUUAAUCUAAAAGUGCUCCCAUUUUGAGCCCAUUUUCCAAAAAAGUGAAGUGUUCCUUUUAGUAAACUAGUUAAAGUGCCACGAAACCCCCAUGUCUCAGCAGGGUAUUUUCACACCUCUAGUUUGUAAAAAGUCAGAAAGGUGGAUGAGUCCAGUUUUGUUUAGGUGGGAGUGUCGAGUGGCGAAAGAGGGAAGGGUUUGCAUGAAAAGGGGAGUUUCAAUGUGUGCACACCGAUUUUUCACACCAGCAACAAAGACGCAGAGGAAAUAGACAGUUAUUCAGAGAGCAGCAUUUACAGUGGUUCUGAGAGCUGUGUGGAAUUGGAGGAUUUUUAGUCCAUAAUAUUGUAGUGAUAUUACUGUAAACUUAGUAACUGAAUCAUUUUGACUAAGGGCACACUCACACUAUGCUAUCCGAACCGUGCCCAAUGUGCGUUUCCCGGUUCGUUUGAGAACUGUGAGUGCUCUGAAUCAGGUUCAGGCGCUGUUCAGUUGGCUAGACCUGGCCCGAUUGGAAGAGGUGUGCCAGAGUUCGGUUCAGUUGGGCUUUGGGUCCUUACGCGAGCUGUGUUCUCAUCAUAGGGAAUUAGAAACAACUUUCGUUGCGGCACAUUUAUAAACGCAACACUGACGACCCAUGGCUCCAAACAUUUCUUCUAC